GCUUUCACUUCCUGCACAGCUUUGAUAAGAAAACCUGACAGAUAAGGAGAAGGAAGAGAAAAGAGGAGGUCCCUGAGAGAGAGUAGGAGGAGGACUGUAACAGAGGGGAGACAGAGAAGAGUUUGUCCAUCCGUCCAUUCUUCUUGUCCUCACACAACCUGAGAGCAAACAUUCUUCUGUUGCCACAGCUCUGGACUUUACUGCUCUCGUCCAUUUUGGGACCUUAAAUUCAAACAGUUCCACGUGUCUCUGUGUUUUGAUUAAAGAACACAUUCACACCAGAAAAAGGCUUUUUUGUCCAAACUUGAUCGCCCUCUGUUCUCCAGGCAGCAGAUCUGGAGGCUGUCUUGCUCGAGGGCACCUCAGCAGUCACUGGAGGCUGAUCUGGAUUCAAACAGGACUCUCACAGGAGAACAGCAACAGUGGGACGUCUGACAUGGAUUUGAUGGAUUUGAACUCCUGAGGCUGAACCCUGGAAGUGGAAGGUGGUAGUGUGAGAGGAGAUGUGACUCCUCAUGCUGUGCCAUGCUGAGAGGGAGGCCAGCUCUCGGGAUUCUGUGCUUUGUCAGUUUUCUCGCCCUGAAAACACAAGCAGCCCAAAGAAGCUGCACUAAGGACAUCAUCAAAAGGGUCCAGACGCUCAUCGACCAAGCCCCCGACGUGGUGUUGUUGGACGUGAGACUCUACACCCCGACCACUGAAGAUUUCGAGAAAUGCCGCAGCUCGAACUUGAAGUGUUUUGCUGAUGAAAUCAAAGUCCUCUGUGAAGAGUGGAAAACCGUCGGAGUCCUAAUUGAAAAGUUCAAACUUGACACCAAGCUGGAAAAACUGGCAACGUUUUUUAACCAGACGGAGGCAGCGUGUCGUCAGUGUGAACUCUUCAAAAAACAAAACGCAACAAUGUUCCUGAGUGAUCUGAAGUCUGCUCUCCAGAUGAUGAACCAGCAGUUCUGUGAAUAGAGCUCCGAGUUCAGAGAAUAGAGAGACGUCAUUAACCUGAGCUCAAAUAAAGUGUGGUAUGAAGAA
This is a messenger RNA of Hippoglossus stenolepis (Pacific halibut), 1026 nucleotides long. RefSeq names its product interleukin 15, like (gene il15l). The coding region runs from base 526 to 960 and encodes 144 amino acids. Gene Ontology annotation, cellular component: extracellular region. The record is from RefSeq and is a predicted model, not a curated record. Gene Ontology annotation, molecular function: cytokine activity; cytokine receptor binding. The transcript is spliced from 4 exons. Lineage: Eukaryota; Metazoa; Chordata; Actinopteri; Pleuronectiformes; Pleuronectidae. Gene Ontology annotation, biological process: neutrophil activation; immune response; positive regulation of immune response.